Messenger RNA from Zymoseptoria tritici IPO323, 515 nucleotides. RefSeq lists its product as uncharacterized. The record is from RefSeq and is a predicted model, not a curated record. The transcript has 3 exons. Gene Ontology annotation, biological process: mRNA splicing, via spliceosome; spliceosomal snRNP assembly. Gene Ontology annotation, molecular function: RNA binding. Gene Ontology annotation, cellular component: catalytic step 2 spliceosome; U12-type spliceosomal complex; SMN-Sm protein complex. The coding region runs from base 15 to 296 and encodes 93 amino acids. NCBI's taxonomy places the organism in Eukaryota, Fungi, Ascomycota, Dothideomycetes, Mycosphaerellales, Mycosphaerellaceae.
CCACACCGCCCACCAUGCCUCAAGCACAACCCGAACUCAAAAAGUACCUCGACAAACGCGUUGAAGUCCAACUCAACGGCUCCCGAAAAGUCAUGGGUACUCUCCGUGGAUACGACGUCUUCCUGAACAUCGUCCUCGACGAAGCCACCGAGUCGAAACCCAACGCGGAAAAAGUGCGAUUGGGAAUGUGCGUCAUUCGCGGGAAUUCCGUCGUCAUGAUGGAGGCGCUGGAUCGGAUUGGAGGAGGAGGAGGGGGAGGGGGUGAUCAUCGGGGUGGAGGUGGAGGGAGGGAUUAGAGAGCGAGGAAAAAGAGCCGCAUGAAGAAGAAUAGGACAUGGUUGUUUUGAGAGUGGGAGGAGGACUUGGUGUGAAGGAGUAUGCGGAUAUGGAGGAUGGUGCUCUCUUGCGCGGGGAGAUGGGAGUGGAUAAUUCACCACGCUCCGAAAGUUGCGGAUUUCUUGCGGAUGGUCGUAUGGAUCCGGCGUAACGGACAGCAAAGCAAUGCGAAUUCAAUC